GAUUCGAACAUGUUACUGCAGAGUCAUCUGAACAUGGGAAAAAAUUAGAAUGCAACGAUAAUAACGAUGAUAAACGGGGCGGGAAAUCAAACGGGUUUUGGCGGGCCAAAUUCAGGGCUGUGUGGAUAAAAGAAAAGGUGGCACCACCCAAAGUUGCCAAGUGA
Messenger RNA from Racocetra persica, 164 nucleotides. The record is from the annotation of a GenBank genome assembly. NCBI's taxonomy places the organism in Eukaryota, Fungi, Glomeromycota, Glomeromycetes, Diversisporales, Gigasporaceae.